This is a messenger RNA of Ceratosolen solmsi marchali, 3315 nucleotides long. RefSeq names its product Transmembrane O-mannosyltransferase targeting cadherins 2 (gene Tmtc2). Gene Ontology annotation, molecular function: mannosyltransferase activity; identical protein binding. The record is from RefSeq and is a predicted model, not a curated record. Lineage: Eukaryota; Metazoa; Arthropoda; Insecta; Hymenoptera; Agaonidae. Gene Ontology annotation, biological process: protein O-linked glycosylation via mannose. Gene Ontology annotation, cellular component: endoplasmic reticulum membrane.
GAGCCAGUAGGCGAUCGCGGCCUCCAGAGGAUCGAGCGUCCGGGUCAGCCCGAGAGCUCGCGGUGUUUCACGCAACGAUGACUCGGCCCGAGUGCGGCCCCGGGGGCGGCCCGCCUCCGGCGCGACGCGCAACAAGUUAGAAGGCCCGCCCGGGGAUGCGACAUGGAUCUCCUCGCCGUAGCCUGCGCCCUCGUCGCCGCGGCCCUCUACUACAACACCCUAUACGCUGGCUUCGUGUACGACGACAGGCGAGCUAUACUGACGAAUGCUGACCUAAAGCCGAGUACACCUUGGUCACGACUUCUGGAGAAUGACUUUUGGGGCACGUCGCUGCGGGAACGCGGAUCCCAUGGCAGCUACCGGCCUCUAUGUGUCGCCACUUAUCGGCUCAACUACUUAAUGGGAGGCCUCGAGCCUCUAGGCUAUCACCUGGUGAACGUCGCCCUCCAUGCGUUCUGCACGGCCCUCGUUGUUCGGAUCGCUAAAAAGGUGUUGCCGGGUCAGACCCUGGCCCAGGCGAUAGCAGGACUGCUUUUUGCCGUCCACCCAAUCCACAGCGAAGCGGUCGCUGGUAUCGUUGGUCGGGCCGACCUCCUGGCUUGCCUCUUCGCCGAGGGCGCUUUCCUCUCCUAUGUGGCUCACUACGAGGGCGGACGGCCGAUACUUCAUUUGCUGCUCACCCUGCUCUUUUCCAUUCUGGCGACCCUCGCCAAGGAGACGGGCAUAUCCUCGUUGGCGCUCUGCCUCCUCUGGGACUUUUGCCAUAGCGAAACUCUCCUGCGCAAGAUGAAGAGUCGCUGGCCGUCGUCGACCCUCGUUGCCGGCAGUCUGGCCAUUAUCACACUGGGACGAUUACGCGUCAGCGGUGGCAGGGCGCCGGAAUUCGCGAGUGCCGACAAUCCGGUGGCGCGGCAUCCUUCGAGGCUCACCCGAGGCCUGACCUUCCUCUACCUGCCCGCGGCGAGUCUCGGGAUGCUUCUCUGUCCGUGCUCGCUGAGUUUCGAUUGGUCUAUGAACGCGGUGCCCAUAGUGAGCAGUAUCCGCGAUCCCCGCAAUCUCGAGUCCAUGCUACUCUACGGAAGUCUGGGCGCCGCCAUCCUCUGGGCAAUUCGUAGCCUGCGGCGUGCUGCCUCCCAGCCAGCUCACCAUCGAUCGCGCACGAGGUUUCUAACUUUAAUCACUUUUUCUUUUAAUCCGUACCAUUUUAGCUUUAUUCGCUCAUCAUUAUCGCCUCUGGCUCCAGGUCGGAGCAUCAGCAGCAUCAACAGCAGCAACAACAACAGCAGCAGCAGCAGCAGCAGCAGCAGCAACAGCACCAGCAACAGCAGCAGUCUGUUGAGCGGUUCCGGCGGAUAUCACGGUGAUUCGAACAGUUGUUUUUUUGGUUCUGGACUAUCAACGGGUCUUUGCCUCCUCGGUUCGACAUCGUCUUCAUCGUCGCGAUGUCCAGUGUGUGCAGGCCGGCGAACCGGUGCUUGCCACACCGACGGUUGUCGCGCCGCCAACAACAAUAACGGCCCCGUCGCCGAGUGUCACUGUCCCAAAAAGAAGCAGCAUCAAUUACUGCAGCAACAGCAGCAGCAACAACAACAACAACAACAACAACAACAACAGCAGCAGUACAGCAGCAACAGCAGCAACAACGGCACGUGUCGGCAAGGUGUGGGGCAAUCCUCGUCCUCCUCCUUGCUCACGAUACUCGGCUUUCUCGUCUUUCCCUUUCUACCAGCGAGCAAUCUUUUCGUCUACGUGGGCUUCGUCAUCGCCGAGCGCAUCCUUUACCUGCCGAGCAUCGGGGCCUGCCUCGCCGUCAGUGCCGCCAUCUCAGCCUCCUUCAACUUGGCGCGACGCAGGGGCUUCGUAAGGCUCGCCCGGGCCAUUCUCGUCCUCACGGCAGCGCUCCUCAGCUGCAUGGCCGCAAGGACUCUUCUUCGAAAUGCCGACUGGUACAACGAGGAGAAUCUGUAUAGGUCAGCUCUGCGCAUCAACCCCCCCAAAGCUUACGGCAAUUUGGGCAGCGUCCUCAGCGCCCAAGGACGAGUCAAUGAGGCGGAGGAAGCUUUCGUCGAGGCACUCCGCUAUCGACCGAACAUGGCCGACGUGCACUACAACUUGGGCAUUCUGCAGCAGGGCAGGAAGAAUUACGAGGAGGCCAUUCUUAGCUACCAGCGUGCCAUUCACUUCAGGCCAUCCCUCGCGCAGGCGUACGUGAAUCUGGGAGCGACGCUGGCGUCUGUCGGCAGGAGUACCGAAGCCGCUGCCGUAUUGAGGACGGGCGCCUCCCUCGACGGCUCGGCCCUGAAGGAUAAGAAAGCACACGAGGCGGCGAGGGUUCAGGCUCUCCUACAACUGGGUUCGCUUUACGCCGAGCAGGGUAGGCUGCAUAAAGCCUUGUCUUCGUAUCGGGAGGCCCUCAGGUUGCUACCCGACCACUACCCUCCACAGAGCGUGUACAAUCUGCUUGGUGAGACAUUGUCGCGACUGCAGCAGUACAACGAGGCAGAGAAGUGGUUCCAGGCGAGUCUGGCCAGCCAACCGGAUCACGUGCCUGCUCACAUUACUUACGGCAAGCUUCUCGCUCGAAACUCGAGUCGCGUGUCCGAGGCCGAGAGAUGGUUCCUGCGCGCUCGUAGGCUUGCGCCACACGAUCCCAGCGUCCACCAUCAUUACGGCCUGUUCCUGAGCAUGCAGGGCCGUCUGGCGGAGGCGGCCGCGGCCCACUUGGAGGCAGCCUCCCUCUCGCGCUCGGACUACGAGCUCGCGGUCGCCGCGGCCUCGGCCCUGAGGCGCGCCUCCCGCUGCGAGGAGGCCGAGCUUUGGUAUAAACACGCCCUGGGUCUGAGGCCAUCCGAGGCACGCAGCCACGCCAACCUCGGGGCGAUCCUUCACCUCAACGGCAAGUACAAGCAGGCGGCAGCGGCCUACCGGGAGGCUCUAAGGCUUCAGCCUGGCGAUGCAACAACCAUCACCAACCUGCACAAGCUAGCCGCCCUCCUCGCCUGAUUGCCCAGUCGACAAUGUCACCCGAGGGACUCGAUAAUAAAACACAUACACAAUCUCGCCGAGCGUUACCACCGUUAAUCUCUACCCGCUUAUCUUUAUCUGUAAAGGACACUCGCUCUAUUCCACGCGUCACACGUUCACACCCACACAUCCCGUACACUGGCGCACGCACUACGCGUACACGAUACUUAAUGUAAGGUAAUAAAGCUUUCUUUAUUUUUCUCUACGAAGCUCGGUUUUUCUACCUCUCUAUUCUUCUAACGUUACUUUCCUCGUCGUUACACUGCCUCUCCGUGAUCUCUACAAGCCUCG